Messenger RNA from Carassius carassius (crucian carp), 2696 nucleotides. Its product is annotated as transcription regulator protein BACH1-like. The transcript has 5 exons. The record is from RefSeq and is a predicted model, not a curated record. Lineage: Eukaryota; Metazoa; Chordata; Actinopteri; Cypriniformes; Cyprinidae. Gene Ontology annotation, molecular function: protein binding; RNA polymerase II cis-regulatory region sequence-specific DNA binding; DNA-binding transcription factor activity, RNA polymerase II-specific. Gene Ontology annotation, biological process: regulation of transcription by RNA polymerase II. The coding region runs from base 142 to 2127 and encodes 661 amino acids.
UCACAUGACACCAGAGUGAAACACUAGCGCCUCCUUAUUUUCAUAGUUACAAGUGAGCGCUUUAAGCUAGCCGGAGUUAGAAUGUAGAAUCAAAUCCAACUUUUCCUCUCACUGUCCAGUGAUAUGACAGAUUAACUCAGCAUGUCAGUGAAAAACUCCAAGUCGUUUAAGUUCACCUUCCAGUCAUCUGUGCACAGUUCCCACGUUCUGCAAUGUCUGAAUGAGCAGCGGAAGAAAGAUCUUCUGUGUGAUGUGACUGUUGUUGUAGAGACCCAGAGUUAUCGGGCCCACCGGGCAGUUCUGGCAUCCUGCAGUGAUUAUUUCAGCUCUCGUUUGUCCAGUCAUACACCUGAAGGAAUUAUCGUCAACCUUCCUGAUGAGGUUACCUCAGAGGGAUUCGAACCCUUGCUGGACUUUGCCUACACCUCAAAACUCAUCUUUACUAAAGAGAAUGUGCUGGAAAUCCGUAACUGUGCCUCUGUUCUUGGUUUCAAGGACUUGGACAAAGCCUGCUUCGACUUCCUUCUCCCCAAGUUCUUUGAGAGCAGCAGAAGUGCAUCAAAAGUCCAGAGGAAGUGCUGCAAAACCAAAUGCUGCAAAUCACGAAGGGCUGAAUUGAGCUCGAUUGACGGGGAUGAUGUUAUUGAUGAAGACACAUCAUUACUUCAGCCCUCGCAGCUUCAGCUUGAAGUCAAAGAGCCAUCUUGUCCUCCUUCGGUGGCCAUUGACGAUGUCGGAAAAAGCUGUCACAGCCAGGAAGACACAGAUUACUCUCUCCUGUGCCCAAAGUACCGGAAGUUUCAAAUAGCUUGCGGGAAGGAGCGAUCCUGUCUGGAUGUUUGCGACUCGAAACCCAUGUCCCUUGACAAGUCAGAAGACGAUUGUCCUUUAAACUGCCUACCUAGCUCAAGCAAUGAAGACGGCAAGGAGAUCUUCUCAUGUGAUAAGACACCUCUCAUUAGCGAUUCUUUCUCAGAUUCUCUUCUGCCUGAAUGUUGUCCUCUGAAUCCUGGACCUUGCACAGGACAGCCAUCAUUUCCAAUCUGUAAUGAGUCGGCACGAUCCAUUUGUGAAAAAUGGGGAACGCCCCCUCGCUCAGGCCUGGAGGAUGUUGUGAGGCCAUGUGAGCUCAAAGCUGACCGAUGCUGUGAACAGAGGAGCACGGAGGAAAUCGAGGUGGCUAAACAACUCACGUUCUGGCCGGAUUCUUGCCAGGCGUCUCCCUCUGGCCUGGGCUUGGUGGCGAAAGCCUUGAAUCUCAACUGUCUGAAAAGCUGCCAUCCGGAUCCCAGAGCAGUGGAGUGUCCGUUCCUGCAGAACUUUGGCGCAGUGGGAGCUCAUCUGCACGAUGGAGAGGGGGGGCCAACGUCACAGGGCAGUCCAUACAUGCCCUCCAACCAGUCAGGGGAGGACUCUGACAGCUUUGACACAGAGGGGGACAGUGAGUCUUACAGCAGUGAACGAGUGUGUGAGAUGGCGCUGCCGCUGUCUGUGGAUCAGAUCGUGUCUCUGAGCAGGAAUGACUUCCAGCAGAUGCUGAAGCAGCAGUGCUUGACACGGGAGCAGCUCGAUGUUGUGCAUGACAUCCGCAGACGGAGCAAAAACCGGAUUGCUGCCCGGCGCUGCCGCAAGCGGAAACUUGACUGCAUACACAACCUGGAGUGUGAAAUCGAGAAACUGAGGAGUGAGCGAGAGAAGCUGACAGCUGAAAGGAUCAAGCUGAAUCAGAUGAAGAUGACGGCCUGGCAGAGUUACUCAGGCCUGUAUGAGAGGGUCUGUACUGAAGCCGCCCUCAGACCUGAGCAGCUUCAGGUGCUGGCCAAAUAUUCCUCUCCAGACUGCCCGCUAUCUGCCUUCCUGUGCCCCUCUCUAGACCUUUCUCAGAGUCCCCAGGCUUCAGACCUUUCCACACACACCUGUUGCUCUGGAGCCAAACCACCAGUUACUUCCUCAGUGGAGAAUUCUGUUGCACAGUCAAGCUCACAGAACCUGUUACCUCUUGGGGUCGCAGAAGCUCAGUCACACACCUGUCUUCCUGACACCUCGCCAUUGGAGUGUAGUUCAAUGGUGAAACUCGCCACUGAUCUGCUCAUCGGCAAUCAUGAAACCGACAGAUUGCAAAAUUAAAUGUGUUGGUUGAAGGAAGGACCAUAGAAAAUCACUGAAGGACUUUAAUUACUCAACUACAGGUGCAUUUAUAAAAACGUGACAUCACUACUGUCCUCGUCCGAUCGUAGGCUGUACAUUACAUUUUAUUUUUUUUACUCUAACUCUUUAAGCAUUAGCAUUAAGUUUGUAUUGGUCAGUGUUCAAUGAAGUAUUCCUUUACCUAAAACGAUCAUUUAUAGACUUAACACACAUGUCCCUGAACAUCCUCAUGCUCUUAUGGAAUCAACCUCAAUUCACAGUAUCAUUUUUGGACUCACAACACCACAAACCUCAUCUCGCAGCUCAAUAAUAACCUUUUUUCUUCUCAGGGGACAUAAAGCUAUUAGACUACACGGUGCUGUAAUCUGUUUUGGCUGAAACUGUGACACUCAAAAUGUCUCAAAACUUUAGAAGAGACCAUUAAAUCUGGGAAUUAAACUCUCAGGUGUUCAGAACUGCACAUACUGCAGUUUCACUAAUGUUGUUUUUAUGUAAUUAAAAAAAGUGUUUGUUGUUUUCUUUCAUCAUUUAAAUGUAAUGUUAUAACA